AAAGCAAUGAUCCCCUUCAGAGGACCACUGCUGAGAAGGGCGCUUGGAUAGGGGAUCUUCAAACCAGAGUCCUUCCUUGCUAGAGCAGUGAAACUGAGAAUUACUGGGGCAAGGAUCACCAGAUGACUUUGGCAUCCUUAGAGUCCAUGGGAGCCUCCAGCCCAGAGGCACUUAGGGAAAAUCUUCCCCAUCUAUCCCAAAUGCUGUCAUAGGUCAUUGAAUAUAAGAAAAAAGAGCCUUACACACCAUACUCUCUAUGUCCCAAAGCUAAGGGAGGUUAAUUGCAAGGCCAAAGCCUCUCAAGCUUGCUAUCCAGAGAAUAACACAGGCUAACAGAACAAAAUGGGAGAUGGCCAUAGAGGCUAAAAGCCUCACUGUCCUGGCCUCAAGUCAUCCAGAGCACACAAAGCUACCAGCAAUCCACAGAGAGAUAGUCAAGUACCACAGUGCCAUCUAUUUAUCAGAUUUGAGUGGGUCACUAAUGAGCUGGUUCAGUCUCCGGAUCAGUGAACCCAACGGCCUCCUGGAAGAUAUUCUAUUUAGGAUGACCAGGAAAUUUGGCAUCCCACUUACAUCCACUAUGGCUAAUUGCAACUACUUAAGCUAAAGGGGGAAAAACCCAGACCUCAUUUGUUCAUCCAGUUAUGGAAGUGGGCCAAAAGUGUAAGAGGAGCCCAGAGGGUUUGUUUGUACACCUUCCCUGCCUUGGUCACGAAUCUGUCUGAGCCACCUGCAGUUCUGUUCAGGACACUCCUGCACUCUUUUCCAGACCUGUCACCAUGGCCCACCGAUUUCCAGCCCUCACCUCAGAACAGAAGAAGGAGCUCUCCGAAAUUGCACAGCGCAUUGUUGCCAGUGGGAAGGGGAUCCUGGCUGCAGAUGAGUCUGUAGGCACCAUGGGAAACCGCCUGCAGAGGAUCAAGGUGGAGAACACCGAGGAGAACCGCCGGCAGUUCCGAGAAAUCCUCUUCACUGUGGACAACUCCAUCAACCAGAGCAUCGGGGGCGUGAUCCUGUUCCAUGAGACCCUCUACCAGAAGGACAGCCAGGGAAAGCUGUUCAGAAACAUCCUCAAGGAAAAGGGGAUUGUGGUGGGAAUUAAGUUAGACCAGGGAGGUGCUCCCCUUGCAGGAACAAACAAAGAAACCACCAUUCAAGGUCUUGAUGGCCUUUCUGAGCGCUGUGCUCAGUACAAGAAAGACGGUGCUGACUUUGGGAAAUGGCGUGCUGUGCUGAGGAUUGACAACCAGUGUCCAUCCAACCUUGCCAUCCAGGAAAAUGCCAACACCCUGGCCCGCUACGCCAGCAUCUGCCAGCAGAAUGGGCUGGUACCCAUUGUUGAACCAGAGGUCAUUCCUGAUGGAGACCAUGACUUGGAACACUGCCAGUAUGUUACUGAGAAGGUCCUGGCGGCUGUCUACAAGGCCCUGAAUGACCAUCACGUUUACCUGGAGGGCACCCUGCUGAAGCCCAACAUGGUGACUGCCGGACAUGCCUGCACCAAAAAGUAUACUCCAGAGCAAGUGGCUAUGGCCACCGUCACUGCUCUCCACCGGACUGUUCCCGCAGCUGUUCCCGGCAUCUGCUUCUUGUCCGGGGGCAUGAGCGAAGAGGAUGCUACUCUCAACCUCAAUGCUAUCAACCUUUGCCCUCUACCAAAGCCCUGGAAACUCAGUUUCUCCUACGGACGGGCCCUGCAGGCCAGUGCACUGGCUGCCUGGGGUGGCAAGGCUGCCAACAAGAAGGCCACCCAGGAGGCUUUCAUGAAGCGGGCCCUGGCUAACUGCCAGGCAGCCAAAGGACAGUAUGUUCACAUGGGCUCUUCUGCUGCUACUUCUACUCAGUCCCUCUUCACAGCCUCCUACACCUACUAGAACCCCAGGCCCACCAGCCUGCCUCCAGCUCUU
Mirounga angustirostris (Northern elephant seal) is the source of this 1907-nucleotide messenger RNA. It is a transcript of the gene ALDOB, whose product is annotated as aldolase, fructose-bisphosphate B. Bases 780 to 1874 code for a protein of 364 amino acids. The transcript is spliced from 8 exons. Gene Ontology annotation, molecular function: fructose-1-phosphate aldolase activity; fructose-bisphosphate aldolase activity. Gene Ontology annotation, cellular component: cytosol. The record is from RefSeq and is a predicted model, not a curated record. Gene Ontology annotation, biological process: fructose 1,6-bisphosphate metabolic process; glycolytic process. Lineage: Eukaryota; Metazoa; Chordata; Mammalia; Carnivora; Phocidae.